AUGGCCGCGCAAGAAGGACGAGCUCCAUACCCCCCAUUCACGGCGGAGACAGCCCAAAUUAAAGUCAAAGCCGCACAAGAUGGGUGGAACACCAGAAACCCAGCCGGCGUCAAAUUGGCGUACACUCCGGAUUCCAUCUGGCGUAACCGUGACACUUUCUUGCAAGGCCGUGACGAGAUUCAGAAGUUUCUCACGGAUAAAUGGAAGAGAGAGAAUGGCUAUCGCCUGCGAAAGGAGCUCUUUGCUUUCACAGACAAUAAGAUUGCAGUGCAAUUCUGGUAUGAGUGGUACGAUGAGGCUGGACAGUGGUGGCGCACUUAUGGCCUCGAGGAUUGGACUUUUGCGGAGAAUGGGCUGAUGAGGAAGCGCCAGAUGAGUGGAAAUGAUGUAAAGAUCAGCGAAGAAGAGAGGUGGUUCAAGGACGGUGUUGAUGUGAACACUGUAGAUAUUGCAGAGAAGCACUGGUAG
This is a messenger RNA of Trichoderma gamsii, 468 nucleotides long. RefSeq lists its product as hypothetical. The record is from RefSeq and is a predicted model, not a curated record. The coding region runs from base 1 to 468 and encodes 155 amino acids. Lineage: Eukaryota; Fungi; Ascomycota; Sordariomycetes; Hypocreales; Hypocreaceae. The transcript is spliced from 2 exons.